GAAUGUUGCAGAAAGAACACUGCGUUGUAGAAUUCCCUCCGAGAAGAUGGAUGACGAUUCUGUUUAUAUGGGUGGUGGCGGAGAUAUAAAUAGCAGAGCAGUUAAAAGGGACCCCACAACUAUAAAAAUGGAAGAAGGCGAGGAGCUUAGUCAGGAUUCCAGUGUGAUGAACAACUCGCAAAGCGUCCUGGAAAAGAUUGCUAAUUUGUACGCAGAGCAGCUAAUGUCUGAUAUAAUAUUGGUGGUAGGUAAUGAACAAUAUCCAGCGCAUCGUGUUAUACUCUGCGCCAGCAGUGAGGUGUUCCAAGUGAUGCUUAUGAACCCCGAGUGGAAUGAGUGCCGCAAGCAUGUUAUCGAAUUGGUUGAAGAACCAUGUUGCACAGCGGUAUUUCCACAAUUUCUGAAAUAUUUGUAUGUGGGUCAAAUAAAAAUCUCACUACAAACGGUAAUGCCAAUGUUGGCCCUGGCAGACAAAUACAAUGUGAAGGAUCUAGUAGAGCUUUGCGUUGACUACAUGAUGAAACACAUUGCCAAGGCGGCCACUCAAGGCUAUCUAGUAUCUUGGUUGCAAUAUACAAUUGCUUUUAGCCCUUAUCACAAAGAGCUCACCGAGACAUUAAAACGGUUUUUGAAAUGGAAUUUAGAAAUGGUGAGCGAAUCAAAAGAUUUUGUCGAAUUGGAUACCGCAAUCAUGGUGUUGCUGCUGCAACAAAAUGACAUUGUGGUGACUAGUGAAUAUCAGCUAUUUGGCAUAUUGCAACGAUGGCUCUUACAUCGCAAAGAGGUGUUUGACAACGAUGAGACGCUUACCGUGGAAGAAAAAAAUACUGCUUUCUUGCAAUUAGUCGAGCAGACAGUUGUGCACAUACGAUUUGCAAUGAUGACGCCGCGAGAACUGGCGCACUUGCUGCUCUUUCCACUAUUGGAAUACCACAAGGAGUACAUUGUACAGCGCAUGGCAAUAGGUAUGAGCUAUCAGUCAGGUCAGGAAGAGCGAGUAAGUGAAGUGCGUUACUCCCCAGAAGGCAUGCUGCAAUUUACACCGCGACUUUACUCCAAUGAUACAUGGAGUGUCAGCAUUCAUGUGAAGGAGUUCGAUCAAAUCGAAAAAUACUCGAACUAUGUUACGUGCUUUUUCUCGCAGCGCAAUAUUGCUGAAACUGAAGAUGAUCACACUAUAACUUGGGAGAUUGAAUUCUUUCCGCGCGGCGUCAAAUACAACAAAGCGAAGAUCAUUUGGGGGGAAGAUGUGCCGGAGUUCUCAUUGAAAACUGUGCGCCUACGGGCCACUUGCAAGUAUCCCCAAUUGGACGAGGAACGUUUUAAGGUGGCUGUGCUGAUCACGGGUGUGCAGAAUAAAAUCGAUCAUAUACUUACCGUGCAUGAACGUACCGAGUAUUUCUCGAAUAAAGUGCGAGUAUUAAAUGUGGACAACCUUAUACCCUACGAUGAGCUGGCGUUGUCUUCCAUUAAAUUAAGUCCGCAUUUAAUAGGGGCUGAGCGUAACAAUUUGUCAAUACAAGUGAUAAUAGCGCCAAUGGGGCCGUAUACGUGCCGUGAUGCGCCACCAUUUGAUUUUAAGUAAACAAAA
Molecule: messenger RNA, 1591 nt
Organism: Rhagoletis zephyria (snowberry fruit fly)
Lineage: Eukaryota; Metazoa; Arthropoda; Insecta; Diptera; Tephritidae
Gene: Tango10
Product: transport and golgi organization 10
Molecular function (GO): protein binding
Source: RefSeq, a predicted model, not a curated record